AUGAAAGCUAUUGAUAUACUCUGUGCUUCCCAAGCUGCAACCUCCAUCGUCGACUACAUGGAUUCCAACAACAUUCAUCAACAACCAUCCUCUUCCUCCUCCGGAACCUCCGCCGGCGGCAGAGCAAUCGACCGCCACAACCCCAUCAUCCAAGACCAAAAAAGACUCUCUUCUUCCACCCAACCCACCACUACUCCAAACAAGAACAAGAAGAAUUCCAAAAACAGCGAUCAAAAAAGAAAAUCCAUUGCCAGCACCACCGUCGUAAGGAAGCAAGGAGGAGGAGCUCUGCUUGGAUGGGGAUGUACAAGGCCAGGUGAUUUUAUCAGCCCUGCAACUUCUUCAAGGUUCUUGUUGGCUGACAAAGCCUUGUCCGAUCAGUUUGAUCCACUUUUGAAGCAAGUUUCGCCGACGCCAGCCCCGCCGCCGGAAAAACCAGACAAGUUCGAGAAUGACGAUUCUGUUAAGAAGAAAGAUGAUAUCCGUUUAUCUUCUUCCCCUCCCAAGACAACGCCACGUUCUUCCUCUUCUUUGUCCUCACGCUCUUCCGAUCAACAGGUUGUUGUGUUAAGGGUGUCACUGCACUGCAAAGGUUGUGAGAAAAAGAUGAGGAAGCAUAUCUCUAAAAUGGAAGGAGUAAAAGACUUUAGUAUAGACUUUAUGGCGAAAAAGGUCACGGUGAUCGGUGAUAUAACACCGUUAGCGGUUCUCACAAGUGUGUCAAAAGUCAAGAAUGCAAAAUUAUUAACUCCGACAACAAUUUCCUCACCGGCCGUCCCUGCGAUAGACUCAGAUUUCUCUGAAAUCAAGAAACAAUUAGGAAUUGUCUUAUAAUAAAUUAUAACGUAAUGGUGUAGGGUGGUUUUAAUCUUUGGAUUAUUUUGGUUAAUUUUGUACACAACAUUUGGGUAUUUUUGUGAUUACUAAUAUGAUAAACUGAAAUGGGGUUUUCGUAAGCCCAAUGCAUGAUAGUAAC
Molecule: messenger RNA, 976 nt
Organism: Lactuca virosa
Lineage: Eukaryota; Viridiplantae; Streptophyta; Magnoliopsida; Asterales; Asteraceae
Source: the annotation of a GenBank genome assembly